AUGCCCUCCCGGCGCGACCAUCAAGCUAUCACAGCCUUUCCGAUCUUUCCUGUCGAAAUCCUGAGCGAGAUCUUCAGCCACCUCGACCCGUCCAGCGUGCGCCGCGUCCUCUGUGUGAACUCGCUCUUUCGCUCUCUCGCGCGACCCCUUGCUUAUCAGUACGGCACGGUGACUGACCUCGGUCUGUUCUUCCCAGGUGCUCAGCACGCCUACCCAUUCUCGCAAGGCUUUAUGCCCGGUCUUCCCGUCAGCGAGCUGUCAAAGGAGAGCAUGGGAGUAAUUCUCAGGCAGCUAAAGCGCAUCGAUGUAAAGCAGUACCCUCAUCAAGACUGCAAGGCGCUGUUCAUUCCAGUUCAGAACCCCAAGUCGUCAUUUAGUCGGCGGAGCACCAGCUAUCCUGAGCUCGACGUGUUGAACCUCGCAGUGCAAUCGUGCCCCCCGGAACAGCGCAUUCUCAGGAAUCCACAGCCUGGAGACGAUGACGUUGAUAUGGUGCCGCUCUGCCCGUGCAUCUUGGAGGUGCUAGGAAGUCAUUGGUCUACAGGCAGCAAGCUCGUAGCAAAAGAUAUUCUGCGGCAACCAGGGGACUUCGAAUACAGUCAUACUAGGUCCACUGACACCAUCGACACACACAUCAGCGUCGUGUACAGCCAAACCUCGCCGUGCGCCCCAGAGAUCCUGCAUGACUAUGUCAACCCUGUGCGCGUCGCCAGGGAGCUGUGCAUCGGGGACUUCCGCCACCUGGAAGUUGUGUUCUGGACCGAGAGGCCGGGUCAGGCAUGGAUUCCCCGCUGCAAGUAUUCCACAGAGCGUGGGCGCACUGGUACCUGUCUCCAGACGGAGGGAACGAUUUGGUCUGCCCUAGCAGAGCAGAUCGCGCCCUUCGCGCCCCACUGUAUAACCAGCGUCACCAUUGUCAACUCUGCCGCCAUCCUUCCGGCGGCCUCCACCAUUGUUGAACACGAACUGGAAGUGAACACCAACCAGGCCCGCUUGCAGGAGCAACACGCCUGGUGCUUUGAUGAAGAGCUCAAACUGCAAGCACUGUAUUGCGGAAGGGGUCCUGGGAGGGAUUCUACCCCAGAGACGUUCGAGUUCAUCACGAUGGAAGAAUGGAUUAGGCGCGGUGGAUGGGAGGACGUCUUCACUCUCGAGGAGAUAGGGCCGUGGUUGGCCAAAGCUGAGGCCAGUACGGGGAACUCGCUGCCCUCUAUUGUGCACGUGUAUAGCCUGAAGGAGCUCGCGGGACUGUCCCUCUGA
Molecule: messenger RNA, 1260 nt
Organism: Trichosporon asahii var. asahii CBS 2479
Lineage: Eukaryota; Fungi; Basidiomycota; Tremellomycetes; Trichosporonales; Trichosporonaceae
Exons: 1
Coding region: 1-1260 (419 amino acids)
Molecular function (GO): protein binding
Source: RefSeq, a predicted model, not a curated record